AGCCGAACUUUUCUAGAAACCAAGUGUCACUUGAUUAGUGCUUGCUGCCUCGUUAAGUGGUUUUUGCUAAUCAAGGUUCUCGAACUGAUUUUGUUAAAUAACCGUAGUGUUACUGCAAGAUUGUUAUGGUGAUGUUUUCCAAAGAUUUUAUUGCGCUAUUCUUAGUAGAAACUUAAGGGUUGGUCUUUGGGUUGCUAAGGAUAGUAGAGUUUAGAGUUAGGGUUGGUCUUAACAUGAGCUAAUAUGAAUGGGAAAAUAGGGAAGAACCGUUGGUGGACCUCUUCUUCAGCCUAACCCUGAGUUUAAUUAGCAGUUUAAUUUCAGAAUCAAGACAUGAUAAAUUAGUGAAUCAGAUUUGUUCAGUUUAUUUUUAUUAAAAACUAUAAGUAUUUUCAAAAUGGUUUAAGUUAAUUAUUACUGUCUACGUUUUUAUAAAGUUUAUGGUGUGAUUGUUUUUGUGUGUUUGUUUUCUCCUUGAGUGUUCUUCUGAGUUCGAGUUGUUGUGCCGACUCACGCUACACCAAAUCACCGCCACAGAGCUCUGAACGUUAAAAGCAAAAUUAGGGCGGCGAAGGACCGGGUUUUCCUUAAAUUUGAAAUUCUCCUAGUGAAAAUUCGCGCAUGUCGUCGGCUCAUACUAAUGAGGAAAAUACAAUAAUGGAGGGCUGCAAUCAAGUAUCUAAUGGCGCAUCCCUGUCCAUGAGUUGUUCUGAAAUUAAUAGGUCUAAGAAGAAAGCAGAUGUAUCAAAAAGUGUAGCAGAGAUUCUUGCCAAGUGGAAAGAACACAAUGCCAAAAUGGACUCCUUGGCUGAUGGAAAAAAAUCAGUAACAAAAAUUGCUGCAAAAGGAUCAAAGAAGGGAUGUAUGAAGGGUAAAGGCGGACCUGAAAAUCAUCGUGUAAACUAUAGGGGUGUGAGGCAGAGGACAUGGGGUAAAUGGGUUUCUGAAAUUAGGGAACCAAAUCGAGGCAGUCGCAUUUGGUUGGGGACAUUUACCAAUGCACUCGAAGCUGCUCUUGCAUAUGAUGAAGCUGCAAUUGCAAUGUACGGACCAAGGGCCCGGCUCAACUUGCCCAAUUACAGUUUGUCUAGGCAACCGUUGAGAAGUUCUUCUGCACAGACCGAGUUGGAUUCUGGAUCUGCAUCAAGCCGUAGUGAGGUGACAAAUGUAGUGCAGUGCAGUGAUAAAGGAUCAUCGAGCAACUUGUGUUUCUGUGAUGAGAGUCAACAUGUUACUGUCAUUGAGAAGAAUGGAAAUAAUAAAGGGCAUGUCUUUGACGAUUUAAGGACUGUUGAAAGCCAAAUACAUGGGAAGGAUAAUCUUGCCAUGCUGAUUGACGAGGACAAGCAAAUCGAUGAAGUUCCAUCAAAAGAGUUGAGCAUAGGUUUGAUUGAUGGCGAAGGUGGUUUCAAGCAGCAGUUAGACAUGCUUAGCAGUGCUCAUGAAGCAGUUGAUGAAGCUGCAAAAAGAUUGCAUUGUCCUCCGCUAAACCUUCCGAAUCACAACAUACCAGCAAAGUCUAUGUAUUCAUCUUUGGCAUCAUCUGGAUCGGACUCCACAACAUCAAACCAUACUGAAGUUAGUACCGCUGGUAAUACAAAGGUCACAGUGUGCCUGGAGUGUGGUGAUGAAGGAUUUGACAAUUCCUUACUUCAUUGUGUUCAGUGUCAGCAUGUUGCCGUGCACCGCUACUGCCUUGAUGUUUCUCCAAACUCUGUGGAUGAAUUUGUCCGUUGGGUGUGCGAGGACUGUAAAGCUCAUGUUGAAUGGCAAUUCACUAGCCAAAAAUCUGGUCCAUUCUUGAUUAAGAAACAAGUUGAUUUCCCAAAACAUUCUAAUUCCACUCUUGCAGAAGAACUCAACAAAAAUGACCUCUACAAUCUCACCGCUGAGCCAGAUAAAUACAUUAAGGAUAAUCUUCUGCAAUCUAAUAAACCUCACGUGAAAGCAAACUUGGGACUGGCUGAAGAAAAGGAAUGUGCAUCAUCUUCUCUUGGAAUGAAACUUAAGAAUGUUAGGCAAGCUACUUCAAGUCAGUCUGAGGAAUGGAGAACACGGAACAGUUCUUUGCCCACGAAAGAAGCACAUGAAAGUGAGUUGAUUGGGGUGAAGCAUUCUGUGGAUUAUGGCUGUAUCUUAACUAAUAAUAAAGAGAUCCAACAUAAGCAAUGUCAUCCGGUACAUAAGAAAAAUGAUGUGCUCCAGGAACUUCAAUUGUCUGUAGCUACGAAUAGAGUAGAUGACCACCAACAUGCAAAUCGUUCCUCAUAUCAACAAAUGGUUCCUGGUCAAUGUGAGGAUACAACGUUAACAUGUGGGUUUUGGCCACCAGAGAAAUCAAAGAACAAUGAAAUUUUAACUAAUUUGGCGGUGAAAGAGGAUGGUGGUUUGUGUCAGCCUGCAGUGGUACACGAAGAAACUGAUUCUGUAGAGCUUGCCCUCUCAAUUGGUGUUUGCUUCGUCAAGGACCGGGAGAUCAAGAAAAUUUCAACUUGUAAUGAUGCGCUUGACAGAGGAAAAAAAUUCGAACUUCGCAACUGUUGGAACAAUCUCAAAACAAAAACUUUGACAUUACCAGAAUGGCAUGAUCAGUCACAACCUGUUACUGUUCCAAUUUGGAGGGGCAGCUUCAAGAUACUGCAUGACGGAAAUGCUGAAUUUGAUGGAUUUGUCGCUCAUUUGUCAAGUAAAGCUUGCCAGAGGGUGCAUGACGAGGUCCGUCUGUGCCCACGAAUGAUGAACUUCAGAAUUUUUUCUAAGUCCGAUUUGUUGCCAAAGACUUUUGCAUUGGAAGAACCCAGUGAUGAUAAUAUUGGGUUAUACUUUUUCCCAGAAAGCGCAAGAUAUGAAAGUACUUUUGACUAUUUAGUUGACGAAAUGAUGCGUCGAGGACUGGCGUUGAGUGCCUUCAUGAAAAGUGCAGAGCUUUUAGUUUUUACUUCAAUGGAGCUCCAACCACAUUAUCGCAGGUUUCAGGGAAAACAUUAUCUGUGGGGUGUGUUCAGGGAAACAGAGUGCCCUGCAUGAGAAACAGAGUAAAAAGGAUCCCCUGUAUCACUCUACGUAUCACUUAAUUAUCUACAAAUAAAAAUUUGUUAAAAAAAUGUGUUCAAGUAUAUGUAUGUUGUAAACAAUAGCCCAUUUAUGUUGGAUUACAUAUAAAACACAAAGCUAAGUUUUUCAGUUAUGAACUUUAUAAAUGUUAAAUAAAUGAGUGAUUGUUUACAACAUAUAUGUGUUUUAUGACUAAUUUGUUUAAUAUAUCUUUAUGGCUAAAAUAAUUAAGCUAUAUGGAGAGUGAUAAAGGCUAUCUCUACUCUGAACCGCGAGGGCAAAGACGUCUAGUGUAAUGUUGUCUUACUGGGUUAUUGCAAUUUAUGAAUUUGUGGGAACUUUGUAUUAGAAAUAAGUGUUUUAUGUUUAUCCAUUGUCUUUGUAGUAGUGUGCUGUCAUAUGACCAUAUCAUAUCCUAGCUGACAUUCACUAUAUGUAUUAUGGCUACUACCAUUGCCUUGUUCUUGCAUGAAAUCAUAAGUUCAUCCUUGACUUGGGUAUGUUUG
Molecule: messenger RNA, 3560 nt
Organism: Cuscuta campestris
Lineage: Eukaryota; Viridiplantae; Streptophyta; Magnoliopsida; Solanales; Convolvulaceae
Source: the annotation of a GenBank genome assembly